This is a messenger RNA of Parnassius mnemosyne (clouded apollo), 4886 nucleotides long. Lineage: Eukaryota; Metazoa; Arthropoda; Insecta; Lepidoptera; Papilionidae. The record is from the annotation of a GenBank genome assembly.
CACGUCUCACUGAUUGUACAGUCUCGUUUUCAAGUUUUGAGGUAUACCUGACGAGAAGAUGUGCCGUAAUUUCCCGAACGCUGCCCAACCGAGUUGAAUCCGUCGAUUGACCUCUCGGUCGAAGUUGGACUUACCUAGUCGGACUAUUUGUCUCAGGUAAACAUACUCGUCAACAACUUCGAGCUUAGUGCUCCCAACAACUACCGGCAUAGGUGUGACAUGGACAUUAAACAUGAUCUUUGUUUUGUCCAUGUUCAUCUUAAGACCUAUCCGUUGGGAAGCACUAUUGAGGUCAUUGAGUAUAGUGCUUAGGUCCUCCAGCGAUUCUGCCAUAAGGACUAUAUCGUCGGCAAAUCGAAGGUGAGUGAUGUACUCGCCAUUGAUGUUGAUACCGUAUCCUUUCCAGUCUUUUGCAAGUUUCGGGGAUAAUAUCCCCGAAACUUGCAAAAAGACAGGGUGACAUCAUAUUAUGAUGUCACCCUGCCUUACACCUCUCUGCAAUUGGAUAGGUUUAGUACUCUGGUUCUGUACUCGGAAAGCCAUCGUAGCCCUACUGUACAAGCACUUCAGCACUUCGAUAUACCGACAGUCCACUUGGCACCGCUGAAGGGACUGCAGCACCGCCCAAAUUUCGACGGAAUCAUAGUCAUAGUCAACGUACGCCAGACAUAGUGGCAAAUUGUACUCCUCUGACUUUUGUACAAUUUGCCGAAGGGUAUGUGUGUGGUCUAUGGUGCUAAAGCCUUUUCGGAAACCGGCUUGUUCGGGAGGCUGGAAGUCGUCAAGUCUGCGCGCGAGACGAUUCGUGAUGACUCUCGAAAACAGCACGUAGACGCGGCUCAGAAGGGAAAUCGGUCUGUAGUUCUUCAAGAGAGCGUUGUCGCCUUUCUUGAAGAACAAGACCACUGCACUUCUGCUCCACGCCUCCGGUGUAAUGCCACCAUGGAGGACGGAAUUAAAGAGUUUCUGAAGGACUUCAAGUACCGGUUUUCCACUCGCUUUCAGAAGCUCCGCUGUAAUUCUAUCCCCGCCUGGGGCCUUGCCGUUUUUAAGGUGCUGGAGAGCCAUUCUAAUCUCGCUCAGACUGACGUCCGGGAUAUCAUCGGAAUAAUGUCGGAUAAGACUCGCUCUUGGAUCGUUACUCACACUCGCGUAUGGCUCCAACGAUGACGUGUACAGCUGCCCAUAGAACCUCUCAAUCUCACUCAAAAUCUCAGGUGCCCCGGAAACGAUGCUGCCACACUCUGUCUUGAGCUUUGACAGUUGGCUCUUUCUGGCAGACAGAUCUCUGGCAAAGACUUUGGAGCCUUGGUUCUGCUCGAUCGCUUCUUCAAUACGAGCUGUAUUGAAGUUGCGUAAGUCCCGCCGCAUGCAUUUGGAGAUCUGUCUGUUCAGUUGCCUGUAUGCUGUCAAAUCUGUUGAAGAAUGUAGCUUCAUCUCCCGUCUAACAGCCAUGAGAUUAAGAGUGUGAUUGGAGUUUUUGUGUUCUUCUGCGGCGGGUCUUGCAGAACUUAACUCCGACUGCAUAGACAGUUUCCACGAGCUUGUCGUUCAUAUCGUCCACUUCAAUACAGUCUUCUAGGCACUGAAAACGGUUUUGUAACUCGAGCUGAAAGGUUUCGGGACUUUGGAUUAGAGCACGAGGGGGACGGAGCUUUGACUUCAUUAGACGAGACCUCUCCAACUUAACGUUUAGGUUCAGUGUGCCUCUAACCAUUCGGUGAUCGCUGCCGGUUUUCACCCUCGCGAUCACUGAGACAUCACUGAACAGUUGUCGUCUGGUCGUCAUAAUGAAGACAAUCUCAUUUUUUGUCGAACCGUUGGGGUUCGACCAGGUCCACUUCCUGUGAGGCCGCUUCUGGAAGAAAGAGUUCAUCACAAAGAGUCCCUCUUUCUCCAUAAAGUCGGCCAGCUGCUGGCCCCUUGGGUUCCGUUGCCCUAUUCCAAAUUUCCCUACUUUCAGCUCACCGUUCUCUCUUGUGCCUAGUUUUGCAUUGAAGUCUCCCAUUAACACCGUAUAUUGGGUUUUGCAAUUGCAAUUGUAGUAUUUUUGCGAAAUCCUUUUUGCUCUUUAUUUAAUUUUUAGGUGUCCUCGUGAAGAGUUUCAUUGUAAAAGAGGAAGCUAGUCCAGAGGAAGCUGGGGAACGGUCAUCCCCAGGUGGAGCUGCACUGGAACAGUACAAGGCGUUGAUCCGACAGCAGGACGCCAGACUGCAGGAGCUGGUGGCACAGCUGGACGCACUGUUGCAGCAGAACCAAUCUCUGCAGAGUGCCUUGAAUGAUUCCCUAGCAUCUAACUCCCAUCUAAAAGACGAGAACACACUGCUAAAAGCCCAAGUGUCUGCUGCCAAAUGUGUGCCAAGCACUGACACCACACCUAGUCAAGACAAUGCCAGAGCAAGUGAAUACGAAGCCAGGAUACAACAGCUCACUGCAGAAGUUACAAGGCUAAACGAUCUGUUGAGAACUAGUCAAGAAGAGAAGAAGAGUGCAGCGGAAGAAUUGGAGAAAUUGAGAAAUGAUCAAGAUGAUUUACUAGUACUUCUUUCGGAUUUGGAUAUGAAAGUAAAUGAAUACAAAAUGCGAUUGGUAUCAUUAGGAGAGAAGGUGGAAGACGAGAAUCCUGAAGUGCCAGAACCGAACCUCACGUAGUGUUGCUAGCAAAAGAGGAAAUUGUUUUUAAUAUUGUGAUAAUGAUAUGUUUUUUAGAUUUUCAUUAACAUGUAAAAAAUAGACAAGAUAAAGAAUUAUCUAUAAAAAUGGUAAAAAAUACGUAUAUAUAAUAUUACUGAGGCAAAAAGGUAAUUACUUAACUGAUGAGUGUAUCUUAUGUAAAGAAUGAAAACAAAAAAAUAUUGAAAGAAUAAUGUAAUGUGCAGUGAAAUAUUUUUUUUAUAUGGAAACCAUAUUACUAUCACUUUAUCUAAUUUCAGCUAAUAUUAGUUACGUUACAUACGUUAAUGACAGUAUGUAUUUUUUUGUAAUUCCCGCCAAUUUUUUACGUCUCACGCAAUAGGGUUGCCAGGGCCUGGAAUUGAAUCGCAAGUAGUUAAAAAUUUCGGAUUUUAUGAACAAAGUUCGGCCUUCAGCCGGCAUCAAAGCCCAAUGAUUACGAUUUAUUUCCUAAUUAAGUAUAUUUCAACUUAUAUUUUUUUAUUUCUUAGUUGGUUUCACAACAUAUUUUACUAUAAUAUUCUUCAUGAAUAAUGUGUAUGAAGUCGUAUUCGCUUGCUAUACACUUGUAUAGCCGACCUGGUAAAAAUCCGGUCUGUAUUAAAAUUCGGGCGGAUUCCGGUCUUGUCGCUUAAAAUCCUGUCAUAUGGUAACCCUACACGCGAAUAGAUUCUUGUCAGUUUUCAAUCGGACUUAUUCUGCAUUCAUUACCAUGUAGUCAACUUACUAUUUCAGUGAAUUAUAUUGGUUUGUCGUGUGUGUUUUCUAAGUAUUUUUUUUUAAUUUUAUGCCUACAAAAUAGUUGCUACCGUUUCUGGUUAUCGUAUUCGCACCGUACCGUUAAAAUUUUAAAUAUACCUCGAAUUGUAAAGAGGGCAUUACGCCAGUCAAAUGAAAUUCAAACAUCAAAUUUUUUUCCAUUAAAAAAGACUUAAUAAAUUAUCUGAUGUCAAUUCUUGUAUAGCUUUUUUUUUUAGUUUGUAUGUUAUAUAGUAUUCUCUGUUAAUGAGGGCUAAUAAUCUUCCACUCGCCAGAUGUCGCUAGUGGGGACUGAGGUGAAGUUUAUUGUUACACAGUGUCAGUUAAUUGAGAAGUCAGGUCACUAAUAUUAAAGAAAGAAACAUUAAACCUCUCAUUUUCCUAAAAAAAAAAUAUCGUCCCCGUUAUGAAAUCUGUCAAAUAUUUCACCUCAUUCCAAAGUGGCGCCAUAUUCAUUGACUUAUAUUGCAUAAUAUGUUCAGUUUAGCUAGUUUCGAGAGUUUUUGUUAUUGUUGUUAGUGAUAACAGAAUUGCCAGCAUUCGUUUUCAAAUAUAUUCCAGAUUUCUUUAAUAUAAUGAUUUUCCGCAAAGUAGACGUCAGUUCUAUUAAUUAUCUUAAAAACAAGGCUACGUCAAAUUAACAAAACUUAAUCGUAUUGCUGCCCAAAAUGUUUGGUUCAAUCAGCGGUGCAAAUAAUUUCAUGUUAUUCAAAAAGGUUUUUGCAGUUGUGCGCGCAUCACGGAAAAACUUCUGGAUAGAUUUCAAUUAGGUUUAAUCUUAUGCACUUGGCCCUUAUCUAAAGAAAAAUAUUGUUGCGAUAUCUUCAUUUAAUAUAAAGUUAUUAAAGUUUUAAGAAACAACGCUUUUUAUACGGGGCUUUUCACACGGUCAAUCGCUUGUUCUCGCGUUACUAACCCAGAUAAUUUAUAUAUUUUAGCUACAAACGGAGCAACGACUAACAUUGUUUACAAAGAAAUCCUGUGAGCAAAGUGUAUUUUUGCUUGCGAUCUUUUUGAUGUUUUUCCUUCGCACAUACGAAAAUUUUGUUAAUAUAUUAAGCAACGUGGAUGAAGUCGCGGGUAUCAGCUAGUUCAAAAUAAGUUUACUGACGUUUUAAAUAACAGCUUUUUAGCUAUACGUGGGUAACGAUAAACGUUAGAAUAUGUCUCUAAAGCAAUGUGUUCGAUGAAAGUUGGAUGGAACAACUCGAUGAUAAAACGAAGUAUGUAUCUCUGUAUCUGUAUUGAAACUUGAGAAAACGUUACAGAUAAUGUGCACAACGAAACCCUGACCCGUGUCCCAUCACCACUUGACGUUUUUUUUUAAAUUCUGAAAUGUAAUUUAUUUAUUUAUAAAAUUUUUGUAAUUUAUUGUGUGCGAGAUAAACUAACUGUAAUUUGUUUGUGAAGAUAUUAUUAUGAUUAAGAGUUCAUAUAAAUAAUUAUUUUGUUGU